GUGGUGUCUGUUUUUAAUUUUAAUUACAGUUCUCUUAUCUGUAGCAGACUGAUAGUGCAGGUCACAUAGCUUCACAGAGGUGCUUAGUUCACCAGUUCACAAUGAACAGGCACCUGAGAGGGGGUAUACCAGGACAACAUUAGGAUGAGGGAGUGGUGGAUUCAGGUUGGGCUCCUGACAGUGCCCCUCAUUGCUGUCUAUCUCCACAUCCCUCCACCCCACAUUUCUCCAACCCUUAAUUCAUGGAAAACUGCCGGGGCCUUUUUUACAUUCAAAGGAAACCACAUCUUUUACAGAGAUUCCUUGGGUGCAGUAGGAAGUUCUGAUGUGGUUAUACUUUUGCAUGGAUUCCCAACAUCAAGUUAUGACUGGUAUAAGAUAUGGGAUGGACUGAAUCAGAGGUUCAGCAGAGUGAUUGCACUUGAUUUCUUAGGUUUUGGUUUCAGUGACAAACCUAGGCCUCAUCAGUAUUCCAUCUUUGAGCAGGCCAACAUUGUGGAAGCACUGAUGGCACAUCUGGGCCUGCGUAAUCAGAAAACCAAUAUCCUCUCUCAUGACUAUGGAGACACAGUUGCACUGGAACUCCUCUUCAGGCAUGAACACAAUAAAACAGGGCAUUUAAUGAUCAGCAGCCUGUGUUUGUCAAAUGGAGGCAUCUUUCCAGAAACACACUAUCCAAGAUUCCUACAAAAGCUGCUUAAAGACAGUGGGGUUCUGUCUCCAAUUCUGACCAGACUCAUUAACUUUGUCUUCUUCUCAAAGGGAAUUGGUGCUGUUUUUGGUCCAUACACUCAGCCAACAGAUGGUGAGUUCUGGGAUAUGUGGAUAGGGAUCCGUGUGAAUGAUGGCCACCUUGUCAUGGACAGUAUUUUGCAGUACAUUAACCAGAGACUGAAGCACAGAGACCGAUGGGUUGGGGCCCUCACGACUACCACAGUACCUUUACAUCUAAUUUAUGGACCGCUGGACCCAGUGAACCCUCAUCCUCAGUUUAUUACUCUGUACCAAAAACUUGUUCAGAGGUCCACAGUGUCAGUUCUUGAUGAUCAUAUCAGUCACUAUCCACAUCUGGAGGAUCCUACAGGCUUCAUGAAUGCUUACCUCAGCUUUAUCAACUCUUUCUGAUCACACACUACUGCUUUGCUUAAAGCUUUAGAUUAAUAUGGCUCCCUGAAAACUAAACAAAAAAUGAUUUUGCAUUACUUUACCACCCUAUUAGGAUAUAUGGUGGAUUUAGUAGAUUGGGUCUCUUCCUAUUAUUAUUUAAAGUAAAAAUAUUCUUUGCCAAUUAUACCCACAAAGAAAGUCAUUGGUAAUGAUAGUUUUAAGGAUAGUAUCAUCCGUAUUACAAUAUUUCCUGGACCAAAAAGACUUUUUUUUUUACUGUUGAGGUUACUCCAAGUAACCGUGGGGUACAAACCAUAUUUUCUUUUAAGUGAUCACAAACUAAAAUGCAUGUUGUACCAGUGUUACAUGGAGUGCCUCAGUUACCGACAUCCUGUACCUUCCAAUUUAGACUAUAUUGUAACUGUUAAGAUGCAGCGGUCUUAAAGAAUGUUGAAUUACAUCCCCUCCAACCAUUUAAAAUAGUGGUCAACGAUAUGAAAAUUUACAUAUGAAAAGCAGUAACUUACUGAUCCUUUGCUUCAUGAUAUCCUUGGAAUAACACCCUACAGACGGCCAACAGUGCAAAACUUAAUGCUGAAUGCAAAUAGUGUUUGGUACCCAAAUAUCAAUCAGUGAAAUAAAAUUCUUAAGUAAUAAGGUAGUGUGCAGUGUUUCUUUGUCUUUGAGACUGACAAUGAUUGUUAUGGAUAGGGUUUAUUGUAUCUCAAUAUAAAAUAACUUGAUUAUAUUGUGUUAGUAUUGUAGCAGUAUUUGCAUUAAAAAGCAUAUCUCUGCAAGCGUUCCAUACGUCUCUUUAUGGAGUGUAUGUAUUGUGACAUUUCUGGUUUCGCUGUGCUGAAAAAUGAAUCCCAUUACAGCAUAGCAAAUUGAUAGUGUUGAACUUCAAGAACACUGUUGUUUAGCUUAGUCGUUAGAUACACCAUGUUUAUUUCACAGAAAGCUCCCAAGUUUCAUUGAAAAAGUUAGUGAUGAAGCAGAUACCUUAGAAUCCCAUGAUAUUGUAAUAUGGAAAUUAUCGAUAUCAAACAAUAACAAUAUUGGUGCCCAUCACUACUUUUAAAUUCAAUAAAGCGUUUAAUACCUGAACUUUAAAAUGAUCAAAUAAAUCAUGGAGUUAAAUUAUACAAAUACAGUAUGUAGCAAACAAUAAAUGUAGAAUUUCAAGCAUAUCAGUAGUAAUUCAAGAAACUACAAAUAUCAGCAUUCUUUAAGACCUCCAGUAUUAAGCCAGUGAAAACCAAGGUACGAGUGACUUGUAUUGAUAAGUGAACUUCCAGGGGUAGUGGAUUCCCUGUUUCAUGAGUGUUGUAUGUUCAUACAGUAGUGUAUUUUAAUAAGUGUAUACUAAUACAACAGUAUUUUUGUGGUGAAAUUAUAAAGGAAUGUACUGCCAUUCUUGCUAAACAGAGCAACAAAACAAAUUCAAAAGAAGCAAUUAUAAUUAAUCUUUAUUUUAUGCAAAUAAACUAGUUUUUCAAAAA
Molecule: messenger RNA, 2609 nt
Organism: Acipenser ruthenus (sterlet)
Lineage: Eukaryota; Metazoa; Chordata; Actinopteri; Acipenseriformes; Acipenseridae
Gene: mest
Product: mesoderm specific transcript
Exons: 12
Coding region: 145-1125 (326 amino acids)
Molecular function (GO): catalytic activity
Source: RefSeq, a predicted model, not a curated record